UAUAUGGCAUCUAGUUCUCAGCAAAUAUCAGUUGGUGACACAUGGCAGGAACUAGGGGUGGAAAACCAACAUGGCACACAAAAAGGUCUCCAUGUCCAAUUGAGGCCAGAGCUCUCAAAGUUACAUAAAUUGUUGGAACUACCGGAGAGUGUUAAAUGCUUAUGUGAGGAAUUUCUUGAGUAUAUUUUGAAGAAUCACCAAGUCACUCAGGAGCCAAAGGGCAUACUGCAUGCAUUCAACAUUGCGCUGUGCUGGCGUGCUGCUUCUCUCUUGAAGCACAAGGUUAAUCGUCGAGAAUCAUUGGUCUUAGCUGCAAAGCAUUUGAACUAUGAGUGCAGUGAAGAUCUCGCUUCCUAUGUUUAUGACAAGCUAAGAAUCCUAAAGAAGAAGUUCUCACAUAGAGCAGGUGGAACAAGCAAGCACAAUCAAUCGACUUCAGUAAUGAACAUACCACCAUACCAGGAGGAGAUCUCACCUAAAUCGGGAUAUGACGAACCAACGGUGGCAACUGUCGAGGGUAAUUUAGAAAAUGGAUCACAUCAGGAGGAUACACAUGAUUUAUUGAUAGAAGCGAUCGUACCAGGAGAGAAGGAAAUGCUAUUUGUUCCAGAGGCUCAUAAAAAUCAACAUCUAUCCAAGGAUGUACUUCUUGGCAGAAUCACGGAGAAAAGAAUUCAUUUAGUUAAUAUGGUUUUUACCUUAAGAGAAAAGAAUAUCCGUGAAACACAAGCAAACGAGGUAGCAAUGUUAGACAUGCACAGGCAUAACAGAGUGAUUAAACUGAGAGAAGCAUGUAAAAUAGUUGUUGAACACCUUCGCAAGAGUCACGCUGAUCCAGGCAGGGAUUGUCAAAUAAAGCUAAUUAUUGAAUGGUUCACUAUGCUGCUAUAUGCGUAUCUGGAGCACAUCAGAUACCAGCAUGAGAAGCUUUACUUGCUGCAAUCUAGUGUGUGGACCAAGGAGUUACAGUUGAAGGAAAAUUUCCUCCAGGAAGCAAAAUUUGGCCAAUUAGUCUUUGGAUGAUAUCUCAGCAAUGGAAAUUACGUUGGUUCGAAGUGUGAUUCCAUCUGAAGUUACCAAUGCAGAAGUAGCGAGAAAUGGGUCUGCUGAAGUUCUUAUCCACACUGAAGGA
Molecule: messenger RNA, 1132 nt
Organism: Brachypodium distachyon (stiff brome)
Lineage: Eukaryota; Viridiplantae; Streptophyta; Magnoliopsida; Poales; Poaceae
Product: helicase protein MOM1-like
Exons: 5
Coding region: 4-1023 (339 amino acids)
Biological process (GO): heterochromatin formation
Source: RefSeq, a predicted model, not a curated record